CGGGCCAAUGUGUCUGACUUUCCACUAUAGCUUGCUUUCCCCUCUCUUUCUUUUCUCUUACUUUUCGUCUCUUUUCCAUUUGCUCGACAUCGUGUGCACUAAUAUACACGACCAUCUCUCGUUCUACGCUUCAGCUACCGAACCGUGACCUCUGCACAAUGGCAUGAAUACCCGGUAUACUAAGCACCUAUAAGGAUGACAAUUUCCCAGUGUUACCUGAAUACCCAUUCUUGCUCGACGGAACAUUCAUUUUGUUUGUCCUUCGAGUUCCACUAAUAGGGAUCUCUGUGAGUGUAUCUGACAUACUGUGGCGAAGCUUGAAGCUCUGGCUUUAGAUCAGGAGGUGUUUAGAUCGUAUAAUGUGCGACCCGACCUCGUGAAUUAGACGUUGAUAUUUUAAAGGGAACAUGAUAUUUUAUGCCCACUGCGUAUUCCUGCCAAGCGUUAACAGCAGACAGUUUGUAAUCUACAGCAAUUUUGUGUGCAUACUGUUGUGAGCCGCCCUUACCUGAAGACCUUCCGGACGUUGCCAUGGAUUCUGCUGCAUGGAAUUGGUUCUGUGGGAGUAACGCCUCAACGUCGAAUCAAGAAUGUGUUGUAGACGCCAUCAUCUCAGUCCCACCCGUAACGUUUUCUGUGUUGGCCAUCCUCACCAUUAUCAUCACCCGAUGUUGUUGCGUCAGAGGAAAAGCCACCCCGUACCUCCUCCGAUAUCCCGGGCAUUCCAUAAGAUGGAUAAUGAGCCUAGCGUUUAUCGCCGUGUCUCUCGCUGCAAUCGGCGAAGGCAUACUCAGCGAGGAAUCUUUCCGAAAGGGGGGCGACCAUCCCCACCCUUAUCUGUACCUCAAUGGUGCCUUCCUUCUACUCUCUGGAAUCAUAUCCCUUUCAUAUUACCAUUUCUUGGAGAAGAGACGGACAGAACACUUGUCGUGGUUACUUCUAUUGUUCUGGUCGGUAUCCAUAGUAACCAUGUCAUAUCGCCUGCAUCAUUUUCUCAACGACGAUCUAAUUGGCGAUAGCGGAACGUACAAACUCGACAUCUUUCGAUAUGAUGUUACUAUAGUGUUCUUGGUGAUAUACUGCAUUUUAUUCAUUGUGGAAUUCAACUUUGUUGUCAAAACGAUAUGUUGUUUCGAGUCAUCCAUUGACGCACUCCCUGCUGACUUGAGACAGCAGAAGAUGAAGUAUUUGUCCAAGCAUUCGUCCUUUCUCUCUGAAGUGACGUUCUGGUGGGAGAAUUGGCUUUUCAAGGCUGGUUACAAGAAGAUCAUCGAGGUCGAAGAUCUCGGUAGCAUUCCCGAGAUUCACACGUCGACAUACAACCAUGAGAGGUUCAGGAAAGUCUUCGACAGAGAAAAGGAGAAAUGCCGUCAGUCAGGUAAACAGCUCAACAUCUUCAAGGUGAUGUGUAUUACAUACGGCCCGACGAUUGCUUUCGCUGGUCUCCUCAAGAUCAUUGGAGAUCUAUUGUCAUUCAUUGGACCUCUGUCCAUCAGCGGAAUUGUGAAUUUUGUCACCAAUACGUACUAUUUACCUGAAGAUGCUCAGCGUGAGAUUGUUACUCCCCAUUUGGUGACGCCUUCAGAGUUCUUUGCUAACGGUUACAUUCUGGUAGCAGCCGUGUUGGUGUCGUCACUGAUACGUCACACCUGCGAUCAGUUCUACCAAUACAUUGUCUCAGUAGAAGGUCUACAUGUUCGUUCGGCGAUCCAGACGAUGGUGUAUUGGAAAUCGAUGAGGAUGUCAACGUAUGCGAUGUCGGGUGGGAUGAUGACCAUGGGUCAGAUCACCAACCACAUGUCCGUCGAUGCCAACAAUAUCAUGAUGUUCUUCCAGUUAUCAAACGAGAUUUGGGCGGUACCUUUGAAGAUUAUCAUCACUCUGGUUCUUCUUUAUCGUCAGAUGGGCUACCCUGCUCUCAUCGCAUCAAGUCUCUUCUUUCUCUCGAUUCCAAUCCAGAUAAAGAUUGGUGUCACAGUUGCUGGAAUCAUUAAGAAAGUUCUGCAAUGUGCUGACAAAAGAAUGAAACUAUCAAACGAGCUGCUACAGGGUAUUAAGCUUCUGAAAAUCUACGGUUGGGAGAAGUUAUUUUAUGGUCUCAUCAAACAAGCAAGAGAGAAAGAGCUCGCACAGAUCUUCAAGAUGUACAUCGUUAUUUCAGUCAAUUUUGUUAUCAACUCCGGGGUCCCCGUUAUCGUCGCGCUGGUGGCCUUCGGAACGUACACCAGCAUCACUGGGAAACCAUUGACCCCCGACAUCGCCUUCACAACCCUCUCACUAUUCAACCAGAUCGUUGCUCCCCUCUUCAUUCUCCCGUUCGUCAUCAAUCUCUUCGUCAACUGCCUCGUCAGCUGCGGACGUCUCAAGACCUACUUCCUCGCUCCGGAGAUCGAGGGCGACGGCGAUGACGAUGGAAAAGAUUUUGAGACCACAAUUCCGAACGGGAAGGGUACGGCGUCAAAUGGAUAUAGUGUCGGCUACCAAAAUGGCUUAGAGGUGGAGGUUCGACAUCCGAAGAAGGAGAAGAAGACUUUUUGGGUCCACGAGGAUGAGCUCCCAGACUCUGACCGGGCACCGCUCAUAGCCAGCACCACAUCCUAUGGAUCUGUGGACUCCAGAGGCAGCAUGAUUACUUCAGUCUGUGAAGAACUUCCUAAUGACGUAGCUAUCAGGGUAACGGAUGGUAAUUUUACAUGGGACCCCAUCGCCUCCACCCCUAUCCUGCACGAUAUAAACGUCGAUAUUCCGAUUGGUAAGCUUACAGUGAUAGUCGGAACUGUUGGAAGCGGGAAAUCAUCUCUCCUGCAGGCGAUAAUGGGAGAAAUGACCACACUUUCCGGAAACGUACAACUCAAUAGAACACACAACGAUAUUGCCUUCGCCGCUCAGAAAGCAUGGCUGGUGAACUCGUCAUUGAAGGACAACGUCUUGUUCGGAGAAAAGCUCAGGGAUUCCAAAUAUCGUAAAGUGAUUGGAGCAUGCGCCCUGAACCCCGAUAUUGACAUGUUACCAGCUGGCGACCAGACGGAGAUCGGUGAGAAGGGUAUCAACUUGAGCGGUGGGCAGAAACAGCGAGUCAGUGUGGCAAGAGCGCUAUACUCUGGUCGAAACAUUGUCAUUCUGGACGACCCACUCUCUGCCCUGGAUGUUCAUGUAGGAGCGCAUCUCUUUGAGCAUGGCAUCUCUAAGAUCCUAAGGAAACAUAACCAGACUGUGAUUUUAGUAACUCAUCAGCUCCAGUAUCUACCAGAGGCAGAUCAGAUCAUAGUCAUGAAGGACGGUCGGAUCGUAACCAUCGGCUCACCAGAAGAUGUGGCCAUCACCGAUCCCUCCCUGUGUUCGGAGUGGCAAAAAGCUGUAACCAUCUUCAGCGAGUCAGAGGCUGAGUCUGGGGCCGAGUCAGAAGGAUUAUUGGACGAGAGGAAGGCACUCAGACGUCAGGUAGCCCGUUCGAUAUCGGGAGGCCAUGCGGAUAAGUGUCCUGAAGAAAAUGAAAAGGGGCGUCUGAUAGCAAAGGAGGAGAAGGAGAAGGGCUCCGUUUCGUAUCGGAUGUAUCUCCAUUACUUCAAGGCUAUGGGAUACGGUCUGGCACUCUUUGUUUUAUUCACCGUGGUGACGAGAUCAGCCAUUCAGAUUUCAACAAACUUCUGGCUUUCUUCCUGGUCUCAAUAUGACCUCAACUUGACAGGGAAUGCAAUCGACAAGUCAUCAUAUUGGAUCGGUGGUUAUGCUGGUCUUUCUCUCAGUACGUUGUUUAUCACUUCGGUCUCUAUAUUCGUCAUUGCCUACGGAGCCUUGCAAGCCUCAAGGAACCUCCACUAUGCUCUACUUGAUAACAUCAUCCACAUACCAAUGAGGUUCUUCGAUACAACGCCCAUCGGCAGAAUUCUCAACCGUUUCUCAAGUGAUACCCAACUUAUUGAUCAGCGUUUAGUACAUACACUUCGUCUCCUCAUCAACCUCGCAGCCAACGUGGUCAGCUCCCUGAUCGUUCAGGUAGUCGUCGUCUGGUACUUCGUCUUCUUCUUCAUUCCGAUAUCCUUCAUUUUUAUCUUUCUGCUGAUGUACUACAUAGCAACUUCAAGGGAGUUGCAGCGGGCAGAGAGUGUCUCUCGCUCCCCGGUCUUUGCCCACUUCUCAGAAACCCUAGGCGGUCUGUCCACGAUAAGAGCAUACAAGGAUGAGAAAAGGUUCUUCAAGACAAUAAUGGAGCGCAUCAACGUCAACAAUACCGUCUUCCUCUAUCUCCUCACAUCGAUGAGAUGGGUCGCUCUCAGACUGGAUUAUCUUGGUGAUUUCGUGGUAUUUUCAGCGAGUUUGUGCGUCUUGCUCGGAGCUGCCUAUUUGGGUAUUGACGCUAGUCUUGUCGGUCUGGCUAUUACAUAUUCAUUAGAGGUUUCACUGUAUAUGAACUUUGUAGUUCGUCAGUGCUCAGAUCUGGAGCUGCAGAUGAACGCAGUAGAACGUCUUCGUUUCUACGCGGAGGUACCAACUGAAGAUUAUGAUGGUCUUGAGCCCCCUCCUGAUUGGCCGGCUCGUGGUGAGAUUCAAUUUGAUGAUAUCAGUGUGAGAUAUUCACCCGACCUAGAUCCAGUAUUACGUGAAGUGUCACUCAACGUAUGCUCUCAGGAAAAGAUUGGCAUCUGCGGCCGAACAGGGAGCGGCAAAUCGUCACUGACACUAGCUCUGUUCCGUAUGAUAGAUACAUUCAAGGGUAGAAUUUUAAUUGACGGUAUUGAUAUUGCUGCAGUUCCGCUCCGUACGCUCCGUCAACGACUCUCCAUCAUCCCCCAAGAUGCCAUCCUCUUCACGGGAACCAUCAGGUACAACCUGGACCCGAUUGGUACAAAAACGGACAAGGAAUUAUGGGAAGCGCUCGAUGUAGCUCAGCUGAGGGAAGUCGUUUCCAAUAUUGAUGCAGGAUUGGAUUAUGAAGUGACCGAAGGAGGAGAAAACUUCAGUGUUGGUCAGCGUCAGCUCUUCUGCCUCGCCAGAGCUUUUCUCAGACAUUCAAAGAUUAUUGUCAUGGAUGAGGCGACCGCUUCCAUCGACCAAGAAACGGAUUUGAUUCUGCAAGACGUAGUGGCUGAAAUCUUCCAGGACAGGACAGUUCUAACCAUUGCACAUCGUGUGGCGACGAUAUUGAACUCAGAUGCGAUCUUGACGCUGAGUGACGGUCGUGUGGCAGAAUUCGAUACACCAGACGAUCUCCUACAGCGAGAUGACAGCAUUUUCGCUUCGCUCGUGAAAGCGGGAAAGUAAUUUAAGGGAAGUUGAAGUUGUAGGCUUGCAAUAUUUCACAUAGUUCAUCCUUUCUUUAAAGUAUGAAUUACUGUGUGAAUUUGAUUAUACGCCUUAAAGGAAAAAUAACAACAUAUUCUUAAAGAAAGCAGAGAAAGCAGAGAAAGCAGAGAAGGAGAUUGAUAAAAAUUUGACCUAAAUCGGACAAAUAUUAAAGAUACUAUGUCCCUUUUGCAGCCAAGCAGGAUUUAUGAAUAAGUCACGUAUGUCCUAUCUGUGAAAUUUAAACGUUAGCAGUGUCCUAAUAUUCAAAUUAUGCAAGGAAACCCGUUUUCUUGCUAGACUUCACUGUCAGACAAUAUUGUCAGUAUUGAGUGAGUGACUGGCUCUUUUCUUCUUUGGUAACUAACAUACAUAAAAUGAGCUGUAAAUGAUUUGUCUACAUCAAUAACCUACUUCUUGUAAUGGCCAAAAUUAAACUGAUUGAAUCUUUGCGCAGCAUAAAACGUACGACCAUGCGGUACAAUGGUCUGAAAAUCAAGAUUAUUACUUAUUGGCUCUAUAGCUCCUAAGUCGAUUUGGCAACUAAUUGUCGUUAUUGUCCCUCUAUAAAUUUUCAAGCCCCCCCCCCCCUUUUUUAAGGGGAGUUCUA
Messenger RNA from Strongylocentrotus purpuratus (purple sea urchin), 5893 nucleotides. RefSeq names its product ATP-binding cassette sub-family C member 9. Gene Ontology annotation, cellular component: membrane. Gene Ontology annotation, biological process: transmembrane transport. The transcript has 31 exons. NCBI's taxonomy places the organism in Eukaryota, Metazoa, Echinodermata, Echinoidea, Camarodonta, Strongylocentrotidae. Gene Ontology annotation, molecular function: ATP binding; ATP hydrolysis activity; ABC-type transporter activity. Bases 532 to 5262 code for a protein of 1576 amino acids. The record is from RefSeq and is a predicted model, not a curated record.